GCCAAUGCCUUUUGUCUACUUUUGAGAUUUUUUCUAUUCAAAACAGAAAUUUAAUACAAAACAACAAUUUCAACAAUUUUUUCCUUAGUAAAUUCUGUAAAUAGUUCUACACAAAUAUAUAUUUUCAUACUAGCUGAAUUUUAAGUUGACGUCGACGACGACGUUGAAAACUAUCACAAAUAAAAUACAAUAAUAACAACAAUAAUAAUAACUUGAAGCAUACAACAAUCAAGAAUAACAGAAAACAUACAAAGAGAGGCAUAGAAAAGUUGUCAGCCAUUUGACAGGCUGGAACCGAUCGAGAUUUGUGCUUGACUAAACAGUCAUAUUAGCAAAGGUCGGCCCAGAAGCCACACGAACAAUGAAUAAUAUGGCCGACGAAGAUAAUAAUAAUAAUAAUAGCGAUAGCAAUAAUAAUAAAAAAGUCAAUAGUAAUAUAAAUUGUAAUAAUAGCCCUAACUGUAGCAAGAGUCGCGGCAAUGCCGGUAGCGAUGCGAAAACUAAAUUAACGAAGCAACUAGCCAAUAAGCCCAGUGGCAGCGGUGCCGCUGGUGAGUCCAGCAAAACCGAACGCUGCGUGCUGUGUCUUGAUGAGAAACGUUCGCCGGUGCGCAUCACAUGCGGUCACUCGUUCUGCAAUGAAUGUCUGGAGGUCUACUUAUCGUACCAGAAGUACGCCUGGGCCAAUCGCUGUCCCAUCUGCCGUGGUUCGUUGAAGGAGAAACGACGUUCACUCAAGCGACAGUUUUCCGAAACGGACCCCACAACAGCAAUGUCCAGCAAUGCAACUGCCAGCGGGGACGGCAGCAGCAGCAGUCAGUAUACGCCCACACGCAGGCGUCUGAAUGCCACAUCGGCUACAGUCGCCGCGGCAACGGCCGCUGUGGCCACAGCCACGGCUACUGCGCUAUCGGAGUCCACCGCUGAGGCUUCAGCCGAACAAAUCUACUUGUUGGAAGAAUUUAUGGCAAUCGCUGCCGAAACGGAUGUAUUCGGUAUUGCCGCAAGCAUGAGCUUCGGUAACGCGGCUAGCGCAACCACACCCACCAACUCAGCAUCGACUGUGAGCGCCAGUGAAGCUGCCGGCGAAGAUGAUGAAGUUGAGCUGCGCGCAGCAGAGUUCGAAGAGGAGGCGGAACAGAGUUUUAGUUAUAGCCAAGAUGACUUUGCAUCGGAGAUUGGUGAUGAGGAAGGUUUGGAGGAUGAGAAUGAAGAGGUCUUUGACGAGGAAGUUGAUGUCGAAGAAGAAGAAGAGUACGAGGAUGAAGAAGACGAUGGUGACGCUGAUGUCGAUGGCGAAUAUAAUGAUGACGAGGCUAACGAUUUAUACUUUUUCGAUGAGUACGAUGAUGAAAAUUAUGAUGAUCUUGAAAACGAUGGCUACGACACAAUCGAUGAAGGCGACGGCGAUAACGAUGCUUACGAGCAGUUAGCGGACAACAAUCUACCAACGACCGACUAUUAUGACGUUGAACAGGAUGGCGACGAUGAUGUGCUGCUAGUCGACGAAGUAAUUAUUGUAGACUGAGCGCUGUACGCAGACUGUAGCACGAGGAAGUGUGAGACCAAAACGAAAAAAGCAAAUGACUACUGCAAGUUCACUGACCCUUCCUAACUGACGACCCGUACUAUUGACCUAUUGUUACAACUGUGAUUUUUUUGGGUGCUAAUAUGACUUUGUUUUUUAAUUCAUCAUGUGUCCUGCUGGUGUUUUUUAUGGUUUUUGAUGUUUUUUUUAUAUGAAGAAAAAAUACAAGAGACAUUUUUUCAAAUGAGGAAGCAA
Zeugodacus cucurbitae (melon fly) is the source of this 1783-nucleotide messenger RNA. RefSeq names its product ankyrin repeat and KH domain-containing protein mask. Bases 362 to 1528 code for a protein of 388 amino acids. Lineage: Eukaryota; Metazoa; Arthropoda; Insecta; Diptera; Tephritidae. The record is from RefSeq and is a predicted model, not a curated record. The transcript is spliced from 2 exons.